Messenger RNA from Papaver somniferum (opium poppy), 735 nucleotides. RefSeq lists its product as uncharacterized. NCBI's taxonomy places the organism in Eukaryota, Viridiplantae, Streptophyta, Magnoliopsida, Ranunculales, Papaveraceae. The transcript has a single exon. The record is from RefSeq and is a predicted model, not a curated record. The coding region runs from base 1 to 735 and encodes 244 amino acids.
AUGGAUUCAGUUGCAGAGAUGGUGGUUGAUGGAAGACUGGUUUGUGAUGUUAGGAGAAGGUUAACAACUGAUGAGCAGCUAGAAUGGGACUUGUUGUGUAAUGCCCUGGGUCCAGUUCAUAGCUUAAAUGAAGAGGAGGAUGAAGUUGAUAUACUGGGAGGGUUUUCAGUAAAGAAAUGUUAUGAGGCUCAAGUGCAAGAGGUGGAGGAAGACUAUAAUUUUCAUAAGUAUUUGUGGAGAAAGAACAUUCCUUCUAAGGGUAGUUUCAUGUUGUGGGAUAAUUUUCAUGAUUCUUUACCAACAAGGAGUAUGUUACACCAUAGAAGAGUGGAGAUUGAGGACGUGCAUUGUUUGUUUUGUAAGGAGCAUGUAGAGACGGCAGAUCAUAUGUUUCUUCACUGUAAGUAUGCUUUUGAAGUUUGGUCCUACUUUAUCAACGCUUUUAAAAUUUCAUGGGUUUUUCCGUCGAAUGUGAAGCAAUUGUUUGAGAUGUGGAGUUUUAAUGUUUUACAUGUGAGGUGUAAAGAUGUCUGGUGGAAGAUGAUUUAUGCAGUUUUGUGGCACUUGUGGAAGGAGAGAAGUAGUAGAGCUUUUGGUGGAAGAGAAAUGGAUGUUGAGGAACUAUGUUUGCUUAUCAGACAGACUAUAGUUAUUUGGUUGUCGGAAUUAGAUGUUUUUAAGGAUUGUAAUGUUUCACAAAUUCUGUUUAUGUCGGAUACAAUACUUCACAUGUAG